Owenia fusiformis is the source of this 5162-nucleotide messenger RNA. The record is from the annotation of a GenBank genome assembly. Lineage: Eukaryota; Metazoa; Annelida; Polychaeta; Sabellida; Oweniidae.
AGCACAUUCAGCAACAUGGCAAGGUGAAAUUCCCGAUCUGUAGCGGUCAAAAACACCAUGGCAUUCAAAAACGAGGAUGUUAUAACAUUCUUUGAUGUUACUGGUUGCAAUGAUGAGACAGAAUCACUCCUCCAUGAAAUUUUAUAUAAAAGAAAAGAUGACCAGUUAGAAUUCCCAUUUGAACUUAAGAAGGACGAUAGAGGUGUUCAUGUAGCAGGGGAUGCACCACUCAUUGAAAACAUCAAAGUAAAAUCUGAUACUGAGUCUAAAAGCAAAGUGAAGCAAGACCGUCCCCAGACAUCUGCCAAAUCCUCAUGUUCAAACUGUAGGGGAACAGAGCAGCAAGGAAAGGAUGUGCAUUCUAGUACAGAACAGGUGCAUUUUAGUGCAGAGAAUGUGCAUUCUAACACUGACAAUCUCCCAGCAAAUGACUCUCAACCAAUGUACAAAUCAUCAGAUCAAUUUGUGUCUAAAGUCACACUGAAAGAAACUGAAAAAACAGUAUCACAUGAACCAAUUCCUGACUCAUUAAAAAUGGCUAAUAGUAAAGAGGUGUCCAAUGACAAAAAAUAUGAGCCAGCAAAGGAAGGCACCACACCCGAUAAUGUUGAUCAACAAAGUAGUGAUUCUAGCGAAAAUACGUCAAAAUUAAACCCUGUUAAAACCUACGAAAGACGUAAUAAAAAGAAACGUCCUGCGAAUUAUUAUGAUUCUCAAGAAAAUGAUUCAGCUUCAGUCCCUCCAAAGGAUGUUUCCCCAGUGAAUAUUGAAGAUUUUGUUGGCGCCCCAGUACAAAGCAUGGACAUGUCAGGAGGGACUUCCAGUAUAGCAUUAAAUGUACCACAUCAUAUGAUGGGUCAGAUACAGGGGUACUCUUCCCAUGGUUCAUUAUCCCAUAUGGGUCCAAUGGUCACUCCAGUGUACAGUAACCUAACACCAGUUUCCACUGGUAUGACAAUAAGUGGUGGGACCAGACCUCAUCACCUAGCAACUAAAAACAACACUGGUGUAUAUGAGGGAACAAUUGGGAACCCAGCAUCAGUUAACAAUAGUGGCAAUAUGAACAAUUCCAGCUCUGUAUAUAUGAAUAUGUCAAGUCAUCCAGCUGCACACAUCAGCACUGCCAAUCACAUGGGGCCAUAUAUGAAUCCUAUCCCUAGCAAUAUAAACAUGAAUAUGAACGCUGCACAUAUGAACUCUGUGAGCAAUAUGAACAAUGGAGGACAUAUGAACAUUAGUGGAGGGAACAUGAACCAUCAAAUGAUGCAAGCAGCCCAAAACCAGUAUACUCCAAAUUUAAUGAACCCUGCACAGAAUUUUGUAAACCCUGGAGUGUUACCCAUGAUAAACACCCAACUUGCCAUGCAGACCCGAGGCCUCCUCCCCAACCCUAAUGUCCCUCAUCAGGCCCAGGGCCUUGUUCAACAUAUGACACAGAUGAAUCUAAGCCCCAACCUCCAUGGUUACCAAGAUGUCGCCCAACCUCGGUCAAGUGUACAAAGUAUUCCAAGUCCUAGGAACAUAAGUCCUGCCAUGGUGCCAGGAGGAUUUGUCCCCAUGGGCCCAAGAGGUGCAACAAGUCCUGUAGUGCUUGCUGGCAACAUGAACCAGCCACGUUUUCCAAUGAACCAGAAUGUGUCCCCCCGACCUUCAACCCAACAGGAAACCAUAAACACUUCCGUCAGUAGAAAAUAUAGUGACCCAAAAGAACCAAGUAAAAAGGAUGAUAAUAUCCAUCCAUUGGCUGUAAUACAGAACAUAAGUGAUAAUGACAAUAAAGCUAAAUCUAUUGGCCAAAAUCCCCAACAAACUCAAAGGUUUACAAAACCUCGCCCACAUAAUUCUAGAAGUCCUGGAGCACCUGCGAAUGCAAACUUCCGGCAGACACGGCCCACAGGACCACAUUAUCGUGCUACCCAUCCUUAUGCCCACCAGUCGUACCCUCCAACUCGCAACCAUUUCCCUAACCAGAAAUUUAAUAGCAAUAGGAACUUUUAUGAACCGCAGCCUCCCAGACAUCAAGCCCCAGCAGAGUUCUAUGGCAAUGGUGAGCGAAGGACACAAAGCUCUAAUGGCAGUAGAAUCCAUGAUAGGUCAACAGACUCUGGUAGAUAUAGGGAUGCCAAUCCUAGAAAAGGCAGAUCUCCACAUAGUGAAGGGGGUCCCAUCAAAAAUAAACCAUUAUCACAACAAGGCAUGUCUCAAAAACCAUAUUCAAAAUCAGUGAGUCCUGCACCGAACAAUAACCCAAAACAAAACAAUGCUAUUAGCUGUGAUCCUAAAAUUGUACAGAAAGAUGUUGUUCAGAAUUCAGUGGAUAAUAAUUCUGAAAAAAAUUCAAAAAUUCCUCAAGAGUUAGAAGAUAGCUUACAAGUUGAGGAUACAGGUGCCUUAGAAGAACCUGGUGCCUUUGUAACCGAUGUAAGUGUUGACCCUAGUGCAGGGAGCCCAGUGAAAACUCCAACUGCAGCAGCAUUAGGGGCACAUGCCUCAAACAUAAUGAAACAAGAUGCAGUAAUUGUAAAUACUAAUAAAGACAAUACAACAUAUAAAGAUGAUGCUAAGUCACAUAAACAACAACACAAGCAUACAGAACCAAGCCAUCAAGUGCCUGUUGAUGUAGAGGAGGUCCAUACGCAUACACAGACUCCAGUAUCUGAUAACAGGAGUCCAUCUCUGAAUGAGCCAGCGCAAGGAGCCCAACCUGACUCUGAGAAUAUUCCAAGUUGUACAACAUCCAUGUCAUAUAAUGACACCAUGGUAACAGUAGAGAAAACAGUAGAAUCUGACAAUUUGGUCAAGGAGGAACCACGCAGUCAUGUAAAUAAUGAUUCCCAAACUGUACAUAAUAAUGACAAUGUUAUCAAAGAUAACAAUAAAUUAGAAAAGAACAGUAGUGCUGAGACUAUGCCUAAUUUUGCCUCUGAUUUCCCACCUGUUACAACAACUACACCAAGUGUUGCCACAACAACCCAAAGUGUUUCCACAGCAACACCAAGUAUUGGCUCAACAGCCCCUGGUGUUGCCACAACCAUGUCUGGCGUUACCACAACAACUGCAUUAUCAACAACCAUACCAGUAACAGUGACAACUUCGGUGUCUAUUCCAAGCUCCACUGAAACCACGCCCACUUCUACACAAGCCACACCCUCUUCUUCACAAACCACACCUACUCAAUCCCCUUCCUCUCAAGUGACAGUGGCAGCCCCAGCUAAACCCUCAUCAUGGGCAGGUCUCUUCAAAGCAAAACCUGCUACUAUUCAGCCUAUGAAUCCUGCAAUGCUAAAUUCCAACAAUAGUGCAAUUCCAGAUGGCAAAAAUGAAGGUGCAAAACCAAAAAUGUCUGCAGUAUUGAAUAACUCCUCACCAAAGGUAGUAGCCCAAUCUGGUAAACCAGGUUCAACGCUUCACCAACUAGGAGAGAUCCUGGACAGCUUUAAGGCCAACCACAAGGUUGUUCCCCUUCAACCAAGAGGCUUGAUAAACAGAGGCAACUGGUGCUAUAUCAAUGCAACCCUACAGGCACUGUUGGCAUGUCCACCAUUCUAUCAUCUCAUUAAAGCGAUUCCCUUUUACCCUGCACUCAAUCACAGCGAAUCUAGCAGUUCUCCCAUCAUAGAUUGCAUAGUUAACUUUAUGGAUAAUUUCACUCCCCAUCAUGUGAACAAGUCUCUCACUAAGAAUAAGCGGACACAAGACUUGUUGUCUGGCUCGUCCUUUGAACCUACUCAAGUCUACAAGAUGUUGCAGUGCUUAGAGUCCAACAAUGUAUUCAAGCAUGGAAAACAGGAGGAUGCUGAAGAAUUCCUCAGCCUCAUUCUUAAUGGUCUCCAUGACGAAAUGGUUGCGGCUCUUAAAAUUUUCCACGGGGAAGAUGACACUGAAAAGGAAACCAAAGUGACAAAUGGUGAUGUUGCAGAUGAGGCAGAAGAUGACGAGGACGGAUGGGAACAAGUGGGGCCCAAAAACAAGAGUGUUGUCACGAGAGUGACGGAAUCUGUACCAUCCCCCAUCAUGGAGGUAUUUGGGGGUCAGCUACGGUCUGUGUUCCACCAACAAGGGUGUAAAGAGUCUGCAACCUUACAGCCUUUCUUCACUCUGCCUCUUGACAUACAGCCCGAGAAAGUGCUGACCUUGAAAGAUGCAAUAGAGAAUGUUAUGACAAAGGAAGUCAUCCAUGGAUAUACAAACUCAAAAACUAAAAAAGAGGUUGAAGCUUACAAGCGUCUUAGCUUAGAAUCCAUGCCCCCGGUCUUAAUAUUGCAUCUGAAAUGCUUUGUCUACAACAAAUCGGGAGGAAUACAGAAACUGUUGAAACAAAUUGAGUUUGGAGAAUCCCUGGAGAUCAGCAAAGAUCUUCUCUCUGCUAACGUGAAACAAAAAUACCACCAGGGUCAAAGGUCAUACAAGCUGUUCGCAGUGGUGAACCACCAUGGUACCAAAGCAGUAGGAGGUCAUUAUACAACAGAUAUCUAUCACAAUGCCAUUAACAGCUGGAUUAGAUGUGACGACAGCGAAGUUAAGGGUGUUAACCUAUCGCAGGUCUUAAAAUUUCAACCUCCAAAAGUACCAUAUUUGGUGUACUACAGACGCUGUGAUCUCAUAUAGAGGUUCCACGAUAGGCUGUGGGACAUGAAGGAUUUAAUGAUGUUGAGAUAAAUGCUGAAUUUUAUAUGAUUUAUUGAUCGGAAUAUGAACUGAUUGAAAAUUGCAAUUAUUAUGAAUUUCCCCUUGUAUAAAAUGAAUGCUGGCAGAAUGAAAUGAUGCCAUGUUAAGUUAAGACUCCUCGGAGAGAUAUAUGUAAGGCAUUGGGCAAAGCACAAAGCUGAUUGAAUGUUAACAUGUAGAGACACGCUUAGUGGAUAUUAAGUUGAGUCCAAAGCAGAAGUGCAGAUAUGAGAGACUGAACCCUGUACAGAUGAAGAGUCAGUUCAAAUGCUUGUAGAAAAUAGUGAGAUUGUGAAGUUCAAACAAUUUAUUUGCUUCAGGCCAUGAUUUGAAGAGUUUCAUUAGUUAUUACACCCCUACCACCAACCUACCAUGUAGUUCCCAUGUUUAGCCAACCAUAGCCAUCAUGCAUUGAUCCAGUGAUCUCCCCAGGAUUUUUUCUCAGGUGGGUGCAAGAUUCUCAUUUUCUUAAUUCAGACCAAAAUUGGUCAAAA